Molecule: messenger RNA, 664 nt
Organism: Ixodes scapularis (black-legged tick)
Lineage: Eukaryota; Metazoa; Arthropoda; Arachnida; Ixodida; Ixodidae
Product: CD2 antigen cytoplasmic tail-binding protein 2-like
Exons: 1
Coding region: 47-343 (98 amino acids)
Cellular component (GO): U5 snRNP
Molecular function (GO): protein binding
Source: RefSeq, a predicted model, not a curated record
GGUGCGGGGGGCGGCCCCUGCCGCCGCAGAGUCUCCCUCCUUCGACAUGUUCGCGGAGGAGGUGGACCCCGCCAAGGUGCAGGAGCCCUCCUCGGCCAAGGAGGAGAAAAAGGAGUCCACCAGCACCGGUGCCGCAACGGCUGAGGGAGAGGACGAGCUGAUGUGGGAGUUCAAGUGGGAAGAUGCUGAGGACGCUCCGAUCUACGGCCUGCACACUUCGUCCCAGAUGCUGCAGUGGGUGCAGGAAGGCUACUUCCAGGAUGGCGUGUGGGUGCGCAAGGCGCACGAACGGGAUGCGCGUUUCUAUAGCUCCAGACGCAUCGACUUCGACCUUUACGUCUGAUGUGUUCGUUUGCGAGAAGACAGCUCCUGCCAGUUCUCUGUCUGGGAACGAAUUUUAAUUUCUGUUUUUCUCGUGGGCUAAGUACCCCUGGCCUCUUGUAGCGUUGUUGUUGGUUACGUUGAAAGCUGCAAGUUAUAGCUAAAUUCAGUGGCACUUGUCAUGUGGUGUGCCAUUUGUGUCUGUUUCUAUCGGGUCUUUAUCCUCAAUUGUUGUCUUAGAACGGGGACACAGGCCAUUCCAUGAAAAAGGUAACAUAUGCUUGUGACAUUCACCGUAGCUAAUGCUAAGGUGGAAAGAGGCAUUAUACCAUGAUGUUGGGCA